AAACACUUCCUGGUGUGUCAGUUGCAGCUGAGAGUGCAGGGCAGGCUGGGAGACGGUACUUUUUCUCUUAGUUCCCAAACCUGCUCAGUUAGAAAAGGCUUUAUUUAUAUUCCAAGGCCUUUUCUCUUGUGAAAAGUGCGACACUGGAGGGAGAGGAGAGAAAUGAAAGUGAAAGGCAAGGCCUGGUGACUCUGAUCUCUCAAACAAACUGAGUUUCCUCGCCCAGCUUCAUCAACAGAGGCCUCUCACCAUGGAUUUGCAAGUCAUGCUGCUCCAGAUCUCCAACAAGUUAAAUGACACCGAACUCAGCAGCCUGAAGUUCCUGUGCGGGAAUUUGGGCAAGAAAAGGCUGGAGAGUGUCCGUAGCGCCACCGACCUGUUCAGCCUGCUGCAGGAACGGCGGGAAAUCUCAGAGGAGAACGUCGAUUAUCUGAUGAGGUUGCUGAGCAUGAUCAAAAGAGAGGAUCUCGUGACGGAAGUGGCCGAAUACAAAACAACGUGCAUUGGCGACGCCAUGGCCCCAAGGACACCGGAAAGAGAUCCGUUGGACGACGCCUUUGAUGUCAUAUGCGAUAACGUUGGGAAAGACUGGAAAAUGCUCAUGCGGAGACUUUGCAUUACAGAUGUGACAAUAGAACGCGUUGUUGGGGCAAAUCCAAACAACCUGCGGGAGCAGCUGUAUCAGUGUCUGAGGAGCUGGAAGAAGGACAAGGGGGACAGCGCCACUAUGGAGAACCUGUGCCAAGCUCUGCUGAGUUGUAAAAUGAAAUUGGUUUGGGAAAAAGUUCUACAGAAGCAGAACUCGGGCAAUUCAUAGCCGUCCUUUUAAUAUCAACUGGCGACAAAUCGCCUCUUCUUCAGGCGGCUAAUCUCCCCCAACUGCAACUCUGGGUUCCAUCCUGCCGGUCAUUUACGUUCUAGCCGGCGGGAUGGAACACAGAGCGCUUCUUUUUCCGAAGUCACCUGAGGUUUCCUCGUCAGGCAACUUCGGAAAAUGGACUCAGAGUGCCAUCCCAUUGGCAAUUUCGAUUCUAGCCGGCGGGAAGGUUAGUUGAGAAGAGGCGAUUUGUCACCGGGCGACAAAUCUCCACGUGUGUCUCUGCCCUUACAGUUACCAGAGGCGGCUUUUUGCCGGAGCAGCCCUGGGUACCUGUAGUUAUUACAGUUACAUACAAAACACACACACUGGCUAAUUUGUUCACAUAGGUGUUGAAUUGCACCAGUGCAGUUACCCAUAGCAACCAACUAAAUCUUCAUCCUCUUCAGAUGACAGCUAGUGUCUGUGCAAUUCAGUACCGAUGUUCGUAAAUACGCCCUGUGCUGCCUUAACAAAACAAUUGCAAUGAGUGGGCCCCAUUUAUAAACUGAAGUAACAAAAAACAUUUGAAAAUUCUUGAUUUUUUUUUUUACUAAAAAAUAUUUCAUAAAUGCUAUGAAAAUGUUCAGUUUCUGAGGCAUUUCUGUUUCCUGUUUAUAAAGAACUUAGGAAUCUUUUUUUUUUUUGUCUAAAUGCACAUGAAUUUUGUUCUCCAGACCCAUUAUGAAAUAUUUCGAUGGCUGAUUAAUCUUGUCAAAGCUCUUGAAAUUCUAUAAAAUGAAUUUUCUGCAAAA
Xenopus laevis (African clawed frog) is the source of this 1611-nucleotide messenger RNA. RefSeq names its product Fas associated via death domain L homeolog (gene fadd.L). Gene Ontology annotation, biological process: positive regulation of innate immune response; regulation of apoptotic process; signal transduction. The transcript has 2 exons. NCBI's taxonomy places the organism in Eukaryota, Metazoa, Chordata, Amphibia, Anura, Pipidae. Bases 251 to 817 code for a protein of 188 amino acids. Gene Ontology annotation, molecular function: caspase binding; death receptor binding. Gene Ontology annotation, cellular component: CD95 death-inducing signaling complex. The record is from RefSeq and is a predicted model, not a curated record.